Messenger RNA from Syzygium oleosum, 1376 nucleotides. RefSeq lists its product as uncharacterized. Lineage: Eukaryota; Viridiplantae; Streptophyta; Magnoliopsida; Myrtales; Myrtaceae. The coding region runs from base 117 to 1088 and encodes 323 amino acids. Gene Ontology annotation, molecular function: calcium ion binding. The transcript has 5 exons. The record is from RefSeq and is a predicted model, not a curated record.
AGAACCUACGCAGCGCGGUGCACAGAGCGAGACCAUUCCUCGUCUUCUCUCUCUCUCACCAAAACUCAAUUCAAAUCUCUCUCUCUCUCUCUCUCUCUCUCUCUCUCUGCCUGCAAAUGUCGACCGGCGGAGGCUUCGCCGUCCUCGACGGCGCGCAGCUCGGCGGCGACAUCGACCUCUCCCUCCCCGAUCACGGCGGCGGCGCCCUCAUCGGCGCUCAGGUGAUCGAGCUCGCGGAGUCCAGAGUCAGCGAUCGUCUGUACGGCCUCGCGCUGCCGGAGAACAUCAGGUCCCGUGCGCUCGGCCGCGUCGGCUUCGGCGGCGGUUUCCGAGAGGCGGAGCUGGACGGGGAUCAGGCUGCGGAGAAGCUCAAGGAGUAUGUCGCUGCGAUCGCUGGUGAAUUGAAAGAUGAUCCCAUUGUUGUAUCAAUUUUGGAUGGAAGUGCUCUACGCUUAGAUCUAGAGGAUGAAGAUGAUUUUGCAAUGUUAGCAGAGAAUCUAUUCACAGAACUAGAUGCUGAAGAUACAGGAAAGAUCAAGAAGAGUGAGAUUAGAAGAGCUCUUGACAACAUGGGAGUCGAGAUGGGCGUUCCUCCACCUUCAGAGUUACACCUGCUUAGUGACAUCUUGAAGAAACAUGGAGCUGAAGGGGAAGAGGAAGUGGGCCAAGCACAAUUUGCGGAAGUACUCCAGUCUGUUCUACAUGAACUAGCAGAUACGCUGGCCGAAAAGCGCGUUGUUGUCACUCAUAAUGUGAAGGUUGUCAAUGGUUCUAAGAUCAGAAAGCUCUUAGAAGACGAAAAGCAACUGGCAAAUGUCACGGAGAAGAUAUUGGAGGGGAAUCAUGAACAAAAUUGUGUCGAAACAGUUAGGAAGUAUCUGGAGAAAAAUGGUGCCGAUAUGGGGUUGCCACCACUGGACAUUGAAGAAGCAGUUGCUCUUUACAAUGCUGUAUUUUAUAGUGCUGCAUUCGAUAAGAGUGUUUCGGAAUGGAGAAAAGACGAAAUCCAGGAAAUUGUGAAGGAGAUCUUGGGGAAGUUUGCGGAGCAACUCGAAAGCGAUCCCGUUUUCGUCGAUCUUGGCAACUGAGGGAGAAAUGUGGCGGGAAAUGCAGUGAUGUAUCGUGUUUCUUGGUGAUGUGUCUUGUCGAAUUGGUGUCCCCAAUGACCAUUUUGUUCUCAUCCUUCUAGAUACCUUCUUCAUACAAACUUCAUUACUUUCUUGGCUACUCCUGACCCUCCUCAUGCCCGGGGUCACCUUAUGUAAUUUAUAUCAUGGGAUAAAAAUGGGGGAUUGAGAUGCCGAAUACCCAGUUCGGUAUCGGUUGAGACAUUCUUUUCACUGUUUCGGGCAUUGCAGGUGAACUUUUCUGAUUGA